AAUUCGGGCUCACCCAAUGAGAAACGAGCUGCUGAGUGGGUCAAGGACGAACAGGCUAGCAUGUGUGCGCUGUGCUACAAGACCUUCACCGUCACGCGGAGAAAACAUCACUGUCGCGCCUGUGGCAAGGUAACUGCUAUUGCCCCGCUCUAA
This is a messenger RNA of Dibothriocephalus latus, 153 nucleotides long. The record is from the annotation of a GenBank genome assembly. Lineage: Eukaryota; Metazoa; Platyhelminthes; Cestoda; Diphyllobothriidea; Diphyllobothriidae.